AGGUGUGGAUGAUGUUGAAGUGAAGGAGGUUUCCUGAAGCUGCAUUCAGUCGAUGAUCAUGAGACGUUCAGACACUGUGGACUUUUAGACAAAGUACUCGUGUUGCACAGAUGCAUCUAUGGAGAAAUGACAUGCAUUAUUACCUGGACCAAGAAAUGGAAAUGUUAACCAUCACAGACAUGAGGACUAUGAAUCUGAACUCUGAACAUCCGUCUUGGUGAAGCUCUUCUCUCAGCACGAUUGCCAUCGGUGUAAAACUGGACGUCAUUUGAACAGGAUUUUGAGAGUAAAGUUUCAUAAAAACACUUGUACAUUCAUGACUGCGAUACAGGUCUCACUUCCUCUUGAUGAUCGAGAGAGAAUAUCUUUACAGAAAGUGCAUCACGAGCUCCAGUCGCAACAUAUUAAAUAUAUUUGAUUGUCCUUGAAGAUGUCCAUCAGUGUUCUGGCUCUUGUCUUGGGUUUCGUCAGUGUGCAACAGG
Molecule: messenger RNA, 482 nt
Organism: Pimephales promelas (fathead minnow)
Lineage: Eukaryota; Metazoa; Chordata; Actinopteri; Cypriniformes; Leuciscidae
Source: RefSeq, a predicted model, not a curated record